Messenger RNA from Rattus rattus (black rat), 1594 nucleotides. It is a transcript of the gene Serpina4, whose product is annotated as serpin family A member 4. Gene Ontology annotation, biological process: negative regulation of endopeptidase activity. Gene Ontology annotation, molecular function: serine-type endopeptidase inhibitor activity. NCBI's taxonomy places the organism in Eukaryota, Metazoa, Chordata, Mammalia, Rodentia, Muridae. The transcript has 5 exons. The coding region runs from base 117 to 1388 and encodes 423 amino acids. The record is from RefSeq and is a predicted model, not a curated record.
UGAUCUGGAGUGGGGCAUCAGAGGAAUCCAAUUUUCUGAGCUCCACAAGCCACUCUGCAGCCCAGAUAGUCACCAGGGUCACUACAGGAGGAAUUGUUCCAUCUGAGAGACCCAGCAUGCAUCAUACUCGCUGUCUGCUGCUUCUCCUGGCUGGACUCUUGGAACUCUCUCACAGUCAGCCAGACCAAGAAGAGCCUGACAAUACAACCAGCCAAACCUACAGCCAAUUCUCACAGCAGAACAUCUCCAGCUACCAGAUUGCCUCCGGCAAUGCCAACUUUGCCUUCCGCCUCUACCACCUGAUAGCAUCCCAAAACUCUGAGAAGAACAUUUUCUUCUCCCCACUCAGCAUCUCUGUCUCUUUGGCCAUACUGUCCACAGGAGCUGGUGGGGACACCCAGGCUCAGAUCCUUGAAGGUCUGGGCUUCAACCUCACAGAGCUGUCACUGCCUGAAAUUCAUGAGGGCUUCAGGUCCUUGCAGCACACAAUAGCUCGCCCAUUCACUGAGCCACAGAUCUCUGUAGGCAAUGCGUUGAUCCUGAGCCAGAACCUGCAGAUCCUCUCUGAGUUUGUCAGUGCCAUCGAAACCUCCUAUAGCAGCAAAGUCUUACAGGCUAACUUCAGAGAUAAGGAGGCUGCGGUCCAGCUAAUCAACAACUAUGUCAAGCAGAAUACGCAGGGGAAGAUCAAAAAUUUGGUCAGUGACCUGAGCCCGGAUGUAAAGAUGGUGCUGGUGAAUUACAUCUUCUUCCAAGGUCUUUGGGAGAAACCCUUUCCUUCUUCCAGAGUCUCUACCCGUGACUUCUAUGUAGAUGAGAACACGGUUGUGAAGGUACCCAUGAUGCUGCAAGAUAAGGAGGAUCACUGGUAUCUGGAGGACAGACGUGUACCCUGCACAGUACUGCGGAUGGAUUACAGGGGUGAUGCAGUGGCGUUCUUCAUCCUUCCUGACCAGGGCAAGAUGAAUGAGGUGGAGCAGGUGCUGUCCCCAGGCAUGCUACUAAGGUGGAAACGAUUGCUGCAGAAUAGGUUCUUUUACAGAAAGCUCAUAUUGCAGCUCCCCAAAUUCUCCAUUUCAAAUUCCUAUGAACUGGAUGAGAUUUUGCCUGACUUGGGCUUCCAGGAUCUGUUCACCGCAAAUGCCAACUUCUCAAAUAUCAGCAAAAAGGAGAAAUUGUACUUAUCCAAAGUUUUCCAUAAGACCGUCCUGGAUGUGAAUGAAGUUGGCACAAAGGCAGCAGCAGCCACCGGCUCCUUUGCCACCUUCUUCUCUGCCCAGCCCAAGAAACGUUACCUUAUAUUCAACCGGCCCUUCUUGGUGGUAUUGUAUUCCACCAGCUCCCAGGAAAUCCUCUUCAUGGGGAAGGUGGUCAACCCCACAGCAUAGCAGACCUAGGAUUAGGUGGUCUGUUACCAGCAGGAGAACGUGACUGGGUAGGCCUGGAUAUGAAUAACUCUGCACCCAUGGCUUGGGGUGGGAAAGGGCUCCUGACUCCCAAGAGUGGUACAGGGAGGCGUGGGGCUAGAUGGACUGGAAAGUGGGAGAUACCUUCCUGGGGACCACGCUGAUUAAACCAAAUGACAUCUCUGAGA